Messenger RNA from Phyllopteryx taeniolatus (common seadragon), 2929 nucleotides. RefSeq names its product dystrophin related protein 2 (gene drp2). Gene Ontology annotation, molecular function: protein binding; zinc ion binding. Gene Ontology annotation, cellular component: plasma membrane. Gene Ontology annotation, biological process: synaptic signaling. NCBI's taxonomy places the organism in Eukaryota, Metazoa, Chordata, Actinopteri, Syngnathiformes, Syngnathidae. The record is from RefSeq and is a predicted model, not a curated record. Bases 156 to 2810 code for a protein of 884 amino acids. The transcript has 24 exons.
GUGCCAGUCGGCAGUGGACGGUGAGGCCCAGGAGGAGGGGGCCGAGUCCAGGAGGCUGAAGGGGGGCAGCGUACACCAGGCCGGGGACAUGAACCUCUGCUGGAACGAGAUCAAACGCAAGUCGCACAACAUCCGCUCGCAACAGUGAUGCCCCGAUGCCGAGCUUGCAGGCUUAUCGCUGCUGGAUCCUUCACACGCUGAUAAUCCCGGAAAUGAAAAGUGUGCGUAUAGAGGCCAUCUCCGACAACAGUGGGAAGCUGCAGGUCUCCCUGCAGGAGAUCAUCGAAUGGCUGACGGCGAAGGACGAGGAGCUGUCGGAGCAGCUGCCCAUAGGAGGCGACGUGGGGGCCGUGCAGCACCAGCGGGAGUUCCACCAGGCUUUCAUGGAGGAUGUCAAGUCUCGCGGGCCGUUCAUCUACUCAGUCUUGGAGUCUGCCCAGUCCUUCCUGGCUCAGCAUCCAUUCCAGGAACCAGAAGAGACCACGGCAGAAGGCAAAGACGUGUCACCCCACCGGCGGAUCCUGAACGUAAGCCGCUCGGUGUGGAAGCAGGCCAACGUGACGAGCGACCUGUGGGCGAAGCUGAUGGCACGCUGUGUGGACCGACACAGACACAUGGAGAGGACUUUGGAGCAUCUCCUCCAGAUCCAGGCAGUGAUGGAGGAGCUCGCGAUGGCUCUUGAGCAGGCUGAAGGGGUGAGAGAUGCCUGGGAGCCCGUGGGAGACCUCUUCAUCGACUCCUUGCAGGACCACAUAGAUGCCACCAAGCUUUUUAAGCAGGAACUGACGCAGGUGAAGGAGGGAAUGAAGCACAUCAACGACCUGGCUCACCAGCUCGCUAUUUCCGAUGUCCAUUUAUCCAUGGAGAACGCUCGCGCCCUGGAGCACCUCAAUAACAGAUGGAAAGUGCUUCAGGGUUCCAUUGAGGAGAGGCUAAAGCAACUCCAGGACGCAAACCGAGAUUUUGGCCCUGGAUCACAGCACUUUCUAUCAAGUUCAGUGCAGAUACCAUGGGAGCGUGCCAUCUCCCCUAACAAAGUGCCAUAUUACAUCAACCAUCAGGCACAGACCACAUGCUGGGACCACCCAAAGAUGACAGAACUGUACCAAGCACUUGCGGAUUUGAACAACAUCAAGUUCUCGGCGUACAGAACGGCCAUGAAGCUGCGGCGGGUUCAGAAGGCUCUGAGAUUGGAUUUAGUAGCACUGAGCAACCUCGCGGAGGUGUUUCGAGGACAGGAAUUUCAUGAAGCAGAGCACGUGAUGGACGUGGUGGAGAUCAUCCACGGCCUGACGGCGCUCUACGAGAAGCUGGAGGAGGAGAGGACCGUCCUGGUCAACAUUCCACUUUGCGUGGACAUGUGUCUCAACUGGCUGCUUAACGUCUACGACAGCGCUCGCAACGGCAAGAUGCGCAUGCUGAGCUUCAAGAUGGGCCUGGUGAGCUUGUGCAAUGCGGACGUCCAGGAGAAAUACAAAUACUUAUUCCGUCAAGUGUCCGGCACCGCAGGUUUGACGGACCAGCGUCACCUUAGCCUGCUGCUCCACGAGGCCAUCCAAAUCCCCCGCCAGUUGGGCGAAGUGGCCGCUUUUGGGGGCAGCAACGUGGAGCCCAGUGUCCACAGCUGCUUUCGUAUGGCCUCAGGAAAACCUGCCAUUGAGCUAUCUCAUUUCCUUGAGUGGAUGAGUCUGGAGCCCCAGUCCAUGGUUUGGCUGCCUGUGCUCCACCGGGUGACUGCUGCCGAGUCCACCAAUCACCAGGCCAAAUGUUACAUCUGCAAACAAUUUCCCAUCAAGGGCUUCAGGUAUCGCAGUUUAAAGCAGUUCAACGUGGACAUUUGCCAGACGUGUUUUCUAACCGGACGCACUAUGAAGGGCAAAAAGCUGCACUACCCCAUCAUGGAGUACUACACCCCAACGACUUCGGGAGAGAAGAUGAGGGACUUUGCCAAGACUCUGAAGAACAAGUUCCGAUCAAAGCAAUACUUCACCAAGCACCCGCAGAGAGGUUACCUGCCCGUUCAGUCUGUGCUGGAGGCUGACAGCUCUGAGACGCUGUGCUCGUCCCCUAAACUGCCCCACGCAGACACGCACAGCAGGAUCGAGCAUUAUGCCAGCAGAUUGGCGGAGAUGGAAAACCAAAAUUGUUCCUUCUUCACGGACAGCCUUUCUCCUGAUGAAAGUCUAGAUGAAGAUCAGUACCUCCUGCGUCACCCCAGCCCUGCCCUGGACCAGGACUCCCCCUGUGGGCAGCACAUGUUGCUGGCCCACUUGGAGCACCAGGACAAGGAGCAACUCCAGUGCACCCUGGCCCGCUUGGAGAAUGAAAACAGGGUGCUUCAGAGCGAGUACAGGCGCCUCAAGUGGAAACACGAGGAGGCGGCGUCGCUCCCCAUGCUGACCGAAGCCGGUGAGGGUGGCCCGGACUCGCCGGUCGCGGUCGACCAGCAGGACGAGGAGCUCCUGGCCGAGGCGCGGGUCCUCCGGCAGCACAAGACGCGCCUGGAGACCCGCAUGCAGAUCUUAGAGGACCACAACAAGCAGCUGGAGUCGCAGCUGCGCAGGCUCAGAGAGCUUCUUCUUCAGCCCAAAGAAGAUUCAGAGGCCAACGGUUCAGAACCGUCGACCUUGUCCUCGCCAGUGUCUGGAGGGGGGGUCCAUGGGGGGGCGGUCAGCAGAGACACCACUGACACGGAAGCAGCAGGCGACGACAUGGAACACGAGCAGGACACUGUGCUGCAGCUCCAGGAGGUCAUCGAGCAGCUGAGGAACGUUUUCCCCUCCGAACCAGGCCCCACAUCGCACAUCUGAACCCAGCCUAAAAGGACGCCCAUGCGGCCCUGAGGCUGCAGGAGUUCCGCCCGACCCAGUUCAGGUCACGCUACGUCGGCCACCGUGACCGCAGCUAAAGCCUUAACUGGAACUGUGCG